AGUGCCUGACUGUGGACCCUGGAAGGGAGAAAAGAGCACCGGAAAAAUGCAAAAGAAAUUAAAAACGGAAAUGGUGGAAGACUUGGGGGCGAGUAGACUCUAUCGGGCGCCGGGUGAAUCAAGUCACCAGCAGCCUCAGAGGUGGUUCAACGCGGCAGACAUCACAGUGGCUCACCAGAGCAGCCUGCUGAAGCAGCUGAACCAGCAGCGCCGCCAGGAGCUCUUCUGCGACUGCAACCUGCUGGUGGAGGGUCAGCUCUUCAGGGCCCACCGCAACGUCCUGUUUGCCAGCAGUGGAUACUUCCGCAUGCUGCUGUCCCAGGGGCCGGACGGGCUGGCUGACUCCGUUGAUGCCACUUUCGACGUCUUCAGCCCCGAGACCUUCACCGUCAUCCUGGAUUUCAUCUACUCUGGCCAGCUGGACCUCUCAAGCCACAACGUGAUCGAGGUGAUGUCAGCAGCAAGCUACUUACAGAUGAACAAUGUCAUCAACUUCUGCAAGAACUUCAUCAAAUCCUCCUUGGAGAUCAGUGUGAAGGAUGAAGACAGUGAGCGCUGCCUCAGCGUGUCUGAGACCUGCAGUUUCACCAGUGUAGCAGGGGAUGAGACAUUAGAGCAGCAGCAGCAGCAAGGCCCCAUCUCUGUCAGCCCACCCCCUGCGCUCUGGACCCGGGACAACUCCACAUCACAAUCUAGCUUUAUAGGAAAAGACUUAGACCAGGAGUCAUCGGCCUCAGUGAUGAAGACUAACCCGAGCAGCCCUGCUGAUGAUCUCCAUGCAGAGUCAGAGGACCUGCAUGACCCUCAGGAUCCUCUGUACACCCUGCCUGGAUCAGAGCGCCGGAGAGGUAAAGGGGGGACUAAGAGGAAAGGGUCCAACAGCAAUCGCUCCAACCAACCUGAGGACCUAGACCUGCAGGAGGCCAGGACACAAAAGGCUGAGAAGGCAGAGGAGCUUUAUGCUACUCUGCCACCUAUUGUGGGUGUAAUUGGACACUUCAAUAGAGACUCAAACCCCAUUAUGCGCUUCAAAUGUCCCUUCUGCACACACACGGUGAAGAGGAAGGCAGACCUGAAGCGACACCUGCGCUGCCACACUGGAGAGAGGCCGUACCCCUGUCAGGCCUGCAAUAAACGCUUCACUCGCCUGGAGCAUCUUCGGAGCCAUUUCGAGACGAUCCAUCAAGCCAGGAAGCUGGUUUGCAGGAAGUGUAAGUGUCAGGUGACGGAGGACACUGGGCAUGUGGUGUGUGAGGGCUCACGACGAUACCGCAUGUGCACCGCGUGCAUCCAGGAAGUGGAUUGUGAUGACAUCCCCAUGGACAGUCUAGAUGGCGCCAAUGAGGAGCCGGCACUAUUGUUGGGAGUAGACGGGGAGGAGGAGGGGGACAGCAAGAGGAGCUGGAUGGUAACUGAUGACGAUGACCUGGCUGAAGACUCGGGGGCCGACCUCAUCAUCCAACAAGUGGACGACAGUGACGAGGAGCUGGAGUGAAAUAUAACCAAAGUGUGUGUGUGUGUGUGUGUGUGUGUGUGUGUGUGUGUGUGUGUGUGUGUGUGUGUG
Messenger RNA from Trematomus bernacchii (emerald rockcod), 1564 nucleotides. It is a transcript of the gene zbtb8a, whose product is annotated as zinc finger and BTB domain containing 8A. Gene Ontology annotation, biological process: regulation of transcription by RNA polymerase II. Lineage: Eukaryota; Metazoa; Chordata; Actinopteri; Perciformes; Nototheniidae. The transcript has 4 exons. The coding region runs from base 47 to 1495 and encodes 482 amino acids. Gene Ontology annotation, molecular function: DNA-binding transcription factor activity, RNA polymerase II-specific; RNA polymerase II cis-regulatory region sequence-specific DNA binding; protein binding. The record is from RefSeq and is a predicted model, not a curated record.